AAUAGCUGAUUCUAAUCUAGAAUAAAAUGACCAAUCAGUUAUCAGCGAUUAUAUAGCCUAUCUGGAAUCGGCUGUUGGAGUUCAUCAAAUAGUAGUUCCACAAGCACACAUGGAUAUUUUAGAACAAUUUGAAGUAGACAAUGAAGAACCAUAUGACAGCAUUGAGGAGCAUUGUGCACAAUACGUAACUGGUUAUAUAGCAAAUAGGUUUUCUGAAAAAUUUCCCCAGUUAAUAGGCACACAUGGCAUAGAUACAAUGAAUUGGAUCAAAUAUUAUAAUAUGUCUAAAGGAAGCUUGAAGAUUCCAUCAAACAAUUUAUUCAGAGCUGUAAAAAUAUUGGAAAAAAAUUUUAAAGAAAUUCAUAAAGAAAAUUUAAACAACGAGCCAAACAUUUUAAAAAAAUUAACAAAUAUUGUAAAACCACUUAUUUCUCAUUUAGAAAUACCAGCAGAAGUUCUUCAAUGUAUUAUUCGAACUCGGACAUACAUAAGACUCAAUAGCCUCAACAGGAAAAUUAUAGACAAACAGUUUAAAGCAAGAGAUAAAAAAAAGAAGAAAAAAUUUACAACAUAAUUAUAAUAAUUUGUAUUAAUAAUAAAUUAAAAUUACCAACCUUUUGAACUUUUACUCGAAUGCUUCUAUUUAUGCACACACACACACACACAGCGCACACUGGAGCAUAGCUAAUGUACUUUAUCUUAUUAUAUAGUGUUUUUAGUCGUUCUAUACUUUAGCCAUGACAAAAUAUAAAUUAUUUUGUCAUGACUUAGCUUUUUAGCAGGAUUUUGGAAACUAUUGAAGUCAAUUGUCACGUGAAAUCACGAGCGAAAUGAUUAAUGAGCGAAUACGAACCGGAAGCGAUCAGACCAUGAGGCCAGAGGCCAUGACCGGUAACGCCUUUAGUGCCUUACCGUAAAUCGUAAAUCGGAAAUUCUAAUAGUUUCAUGAAUGAUAAUAAAUUUAUUGAUAAGGAGCAAGCCGGCAGCCAUUUUCUGCGUAUCACAAAGUUGAAGAAAAAUGUCACUUGGUUUUCAUAUUUGUAUUUCAGAAAUUUUUAGAUGCUUGACCACUUGUAGUUUUUUGUUUGUUCGAGGUUAUUAUGUACUGGUAUAGUGGUAUCUUAUGUGGUUAUGUUAUUCCAUCUUGCUUUACAUGUAUUAGCUAAAAAUUAAAUUAACAAUGAAAUAUUAAAAAUUAAUAUUACAAUAUAAAAUAUUUGUUUAUGUUUUCGAGUGAUGAAUAUAUUGAUUUUACAAUGA
Messenger RNA from Rhopalosiphum padi (bird cherry-oat aphid), 1260 nucleotides. RefSeq lists its product as uncharacterized. The record is from RefSeq and is a predicted model, not a curated record. The coding region runs from base 110 to 574 and encodes 154 amino acids. Lineage: Eukaryota; Metazoa; Arthropoda; Insecta; Hemiptera; Aphididae. The transcript is spliced from 2 exons.